Molecule: messenger RNA, 736 nt
Organism: Alosa sapidissima (American shad)
Lineage: Eukaryota; Metazoa; Chordata; Actinopteri; Clupeiformes; Clupeidae
Product: protein S100-B-like
Exons: 3
Coding region: 43-495 (150 amino acids)
Biological process (GO): positive regulation of canonical NF-kappaB signal transduction; positive regulation of cell population proliferation
Cellular component (GO): cytoplasm; nucleus
Molecular function (GO): RAGE receptor binding; calcium ion binding; S100 protein binding
Source: RefSeq, a predicted model, not a curated record
CAUAAAAAAGAAAAUUGAAAAAGACUCAGGAAAUGACCAGAGAUGCAGUGCAGAGCAUCCAUUAACGCAUCACAUGGGAACAUGGGGUAUCCAAAUGUGGUUGAUCAGUGCAUCCAUCCCACUCACAAGGAGUGGUUCAGUAGCCUCGCUUCCUCUGCAGACCCAGCCGCCACUCUCUACCUCUACAGUGCUUCUUCUACUUCCAACAUGCUGAGCGACAUGUCAGAUCUUGAAAACUCAAUGGUCUCCAUCAUUAACGUCUUCCACAAGUACUCAGGACACAAGUGCCACCUGAAGAAGGCUGAUCUCAAGGACCUCAUCAACAAUGAGAUGUCGCAUUUUAUGAAAAAAGUCCAGGACAGCGAGACGCUUGACCAGAUUUUCACUGACCUCGAUCAGAAUGGAGACUUAGAGAUCGACUUCCAAGAGUUCAUAGCCCUUAUCGCCAUGGUGACAUCAGCAUGCCAUGACCUCGACCGCCCUGAGCAUCGCUAAGAAUGAAGAAGUGCAUGUGUAGGAACAUAACAAAUAGUGUGAUUGUGGAAUAUAAAAAAUGUAAAAUACCAUAAAUAAAAAGGAUGUUGUACAGACUAACUUCAACAUUGUUUGGAACCAUGUAUGUAUACGAGACACAAUAAAGCUCUCAGAAGUAUUAGAUUGAAAUAAACAGUGUAAAACUAAAUAAAAAUCAAAACUAUGUCAGUUUACAACAAAAUAUGACUGCCGUUCAGUCCUG